Molecule: messenger RNA, 1424 nt
Organism: Scomber scombrus (Atlantic mackerel)
Lineage: Eukaryota; Metazoa; Chordata; Actinopteri; Scombriformes; Scombridae
Gene: hax1
Product: HCLS1 associated protein X-1
Exons: 7
Coding region: 115-1056 (313 amino acids)
Biological process (GO): regulation of actin filament polymerization; negative regulation of apoptotic process
Cellular component (GO): mitochondrion; actin cytoskeleton; sarcoplasmic reticulum
Source: RefSeq, a predicted model, not a curated record
UCUAGAGCACUUUACGACACCGUUGACAACUGGGACUGUCCUUCUUUCCAGUGUAUGUUCUGCAGCUCGUGUAUUUUAGUUAUGAAUUGGGUUUUUCACUUAAGCAGACGGUAAAUGAGUGUUUUCGAUUUAUUUCGCGGGUUCUUCGGGGUACCUGGAGGUCAUUAUCGAGGCCGAAGGGACCCCUUCUUCGAUGCCAUGACCCAUGAUGAUGACGAGGAUGAUGAAGAUGAUGAUGAUGGAAUCCACUAUGAUGGCUUUCGAGGGGAUCAGCAUGACCCCUUUGACAGCACCUGGAGGUUCGGCUUCAGCUUUGGCCCAAAUGGGAUGCGGCUUCAGGAGCCUCCAGCAUUUGGCCACAUCCUCAGGGAGAUGGAGGAGGUGUUCUCUGAGUUGGGCCGCUGGGACAGGCAGCAAGAGUCUGGACACUUUGAUGUUCCCAGUAUCAUGCCACCACCACCACCUCAGGACACACCAGAGAGGGGUGGAGGGAACCCCCUGCGAGACUUUAUGCUGAAAUCCCCUAACAGCGACCAGCUAGGGCCCCAAGCUGGGCCAUCCAGAGAGCCCAGAAAUGAUGGCUGCCCUUCUUUUGAGUCACCAGACUUCCCCAGUUCCCCAUUUCAUGGCUGGGCUCCUUUUUCAAAGUUUAAUGAUAUUUGGAGACGAGAGUCACAGAAACAUCCAGAGGAUGAGCGUAAAGAAGACAGAGAUCUGGACUCAGCAGUGUCCUCUGGUGGUUUGGAUCAGAUUCUGUCGCCACCUGCUGGUCAGACACAGAGCCAGCCCAGGACCAGAUCCUUCUUCCAGUCAGUCACUGUCACCAAAGUGGUGAAACCUGACGGGUCUGUAGAAGAGAGGCGCACAGUCAGAGACGGCCAAGGCAACGAGGAGACCACAGUGACCCGUUCAGGAGGUCCUGCGAGCCUGGAUGGAGCAAACCAUGAAACAGGGCCCAUCCUACCAGGUCAGCUUAUACACAGUGAUCAACACCCCUUUUUGGACAUGCGGGAUGAUAACUCAUUAUUCUCUAAGUUCUUUGGAGGGUUUAAAUAAGAAGUGAAUGAUAUAUGCUCUCUGGACUGUUUUAACCAUAGCAAAUGUUUCCCCAAAAACAUAUCAGUACACAAGUGUUUCUCUAGAGUUGUGACUUCUAUUUAACAUCUUCUGUAUGUGUGUGGAGGAUGUGAACCCUCUAUUUUAUACGGCUCCUCUAAAGAUGGACAGACCUUGCCAAAGUUUGUGUUGAAUUGGGGAUUCCAACUGGCCACGUAGACUAGAAGCUGCCAAUCCCGAUGACUAGUGAUCUUUACAAACCGAGGACACAGGAGGCACUAAACAAUCCACAAUUGCAUAUUUUAUUUUUGUAUCGUCCUGUAGACAAAUCUAUACGGACGUGAGUGUGUGACGAAUAAAAUAAAGAA